This is a messenger RNA of Bursaphelenchus okinawaensis, 1621 nucleotides long. NCBI's taxonomy places the organism in Eukaryota, Metazoa, Nematoda, Chromadorea, Rhabditida, Aphelenchoididae. The record is from the annotation of a GenBank genome assembly.
AUGAUCCGCGGCCACACCCAGCCACCAGGCCAAGGCUACAGAGACUGUUUCCAGGAAAGGCACCUCUGCCUCAACAUCCACUCCUCAUCGUUGGGUCGUAAAGGCCCCUUCAGCAAACCAGCCACCUCAUCCAUGGCCAGAGUCGCGGUUUCGACGGAAAACGGCCGAACUAACCUCAAAAUCACGAUAAAAACUUCAAUUCAUCAGCCAGAGGAACAUGAACAAGCUACUGCCAUUUUGUGGAAUGGGUUGAUGGUAUUUUACGAGAAUCUGAAGGAAAAGAUACCUGAAGUGCCCGGGAAGAUUGAUCCGAUCGCUUUCUAUUUGGUACCAAUGGAAACGGCCAGACGCAAUUAUAUUGACAUGGACAGGACCAUUUCACAUCGGCAGUUGGUCAGGAUGUUUGAGGUGGGUUUGGUUUGGAGGAAGGGUGGCUGGUUAAGGGAGGAUGGUUUUUUGGUAUGGGAGGGGUGAUUUUUGGACAGAUUUUACGUUUUGGGAAAAAAUGGGAGACUUUUAGGUAACAAAUUUGAAUUUUCGUCAAUUUUAGGUAACAAAAUAGGGGUUUUGGCUUGUUUUAGGUAAUAAAAUUGAUUUUUUGACAAUUUUAGGUAACAAACAGAAUUUUAGGUUUGUUUUAGAUAAUGGUGACAUUUCUAAUUGUAGGAUGCUCCAAAAUCGAAGAGAAUUUCUUUAUCAAAAGAGAACCAAGCCAUGAGGGCGGUUUGGAUCAUGAGAGGCCUUCUCAAUAUCUACCAGAACCUGCCCAAAAUCGACCUCAGCUUCGUCAACGGAUCGCCGGAAGACUUUGAUUACUACGUCAGACUCUUGAGACUUCUCCAAGCUGACUACAACAUUCCGGUCGAUAACGUGAUGGUUAUUAGGUAGGGUUUAGCAGGUUUUAGGGGUAAAAUGGGAAAGGUUUAGGUAAUAAAAUGGAGUUUUUGGCUUAUCUUUCUUAAUAAACAUUGAAUUUCUGUUCUUUUUAUGUAACAAAAUAGUUUUUUGGCUUAUUUUAGGUAAUAAAAAGUUUAUUUUUAUGGUUUUUAGGUAACAAAAUAGAGUUUCAGGUAAUAAAAGUUGAAGUUUUUUGGUUUUAAAUAGGGCUUUUGUUUUAUUUUAGGUAACAAAAUCGAAUUUUUAAACCAUAUUGUUUUAUAAAAUGUCAUGUUUUGGUAGAUUUUGAAGAAGGAAGCUUAUUUUUUGUAAAUUUUAGGUAACAAAAUUGAAUUUUUUUAAUAUGAUUUUGGCUAUAAAAUGGUUUUUUUACUAAUUUUAGAUAUUAAAGUUACUUUUUUUCGUUAUUUAUGUGCGGUAAAAUAGCAUUUUUCUUUGAUUUUAUGUAAUAAAAUUGAAAUUUUAGUCGAUUUAAGAGACGUAAAUAGCAUUUUUGGUCGAUUUUGGAUAGUAAAAUACAUUUUUAGCCGAUUGUAAAGAAGAAAAUUUAUUUUUUUGUAAAUUUUAGGUAAUAUUUUUAACAAUUUUUGUUUGCAGAGACCUGACCGUAAAGAACAACGCCCUCCGUGAAAGCCCAGAAGCCCUGAGGAAGUUUUUGGAAGAAACUAGACUAAAGAAGAAGUCUAGUCGUCGCAAACGCAGCUGUUCUACUAUCUCGUCUUGA